Molecule: messenger RNA, 1587 nt
Organism: Macrosiphum euphorbiae (potato aphid)
Lineage: Eukaryota; Metazoa; Arthropoda; Insecta; Hemiptera; Aphididae
Source: the annotation of a GenBank genome assembly
AUGUAUAUAGUAGUUGAUUUCCAAAACGAUAAUUCUGUGGAGGCAGUACCAAACACUUGGUAUAGUAAUGGAUCUUGUGUGUGGCCCAAAAAAGGUCAAAAUAUUAAUAAACUUAUUGAACAAAAUAUAAAACCUGAAGAGUUUCGACAUGAAAUACUAAAAGCUAAGAAAAUGGGUGAAAAAACAUAUUCUCUAAGCGAAGCUAAAUUAAAAGCAAAUAAAGCAACAAUUACAUCGGAGUUAUCAUCGGUUGAUGAAGACGUUUAUUAUAAAGAGCAAAGUAAAAAAAAUAAAUCAUCAUUAAACCUCAAAAAUAAAAAUAUUUACAAAAGUCCACCCAAUUACAAAAAAACAAUGAUCAAAGAUGUUGAUAAUUUGCAUGGUGUUAAAAAUUCUGAUGAAAAUGAAAAUGAUAAUAUGUUGCCAGUCAUAUCUUCAAAAAAAAAUAAUAUGUUACAAACUAAUACCAAUAAAAAAUCUAUGAUGCCGUCUACCUCUCAUGAAUUUAAUUCUGAUGAAAGUGAAAAUGAUAUGUUGCCAGUCAAAUCAUCAAAGAAAAAAAAUAUGCUGCAAACUAAUACCAAUAAAAAAUCUAUGAUGCCGUCUACCUCUCAUGAAUUUAAUUCUGAUGAAAGUGAAAAUGAUAUGUUGCCAGUCAAAUCAUCAAAGAAAAAAAAUAUGCUACAAACUGAUACCAAUAAAAAAUCUAUGAUGCCGUCUACCUCUCAUGAAUUUAAUUCUGAUGAAAGUGAAAAUGAUAUGUUGCCAGUCAAAUCAUCAAAGAAAAAUAAUAUGCUACAAACUAAUACCAAUAAAAAAUCUAUGAUGUCGUCUACCUCUCAUGAAUUUAGUGUCGAAAAAUCUCCUCGUAAAUGGUUGGUUAGGAAAAUCUCCAGUACAGACGAUAUGGAAGAAAAUUAUAGAAGUCCUAUUCAAAAGGCAUGGAUCAUAACUCCGUCUCCAAUCAAAGAACUAGUACUAGAUGAAGAAUUGAAAACUGUAUCUUGUAAAAAAAAGUUGAAUUUUCAUUCAGAACCAAAAGAAUUCGAUUUAGAGUCAACCGAUAAGAUGAACAAAAUAUACCGAAUUGUACUAUCUUUAAAAUAUGAUAUAAAAGAACUCCUAUCAAAGGUUGAUCGGUUGGAAAAUCAAGGCAAAUAUGAUGAAUUUGAAUUGGACAACCAAUCAUCUGAUGAUGCAGUUUCAUGGAAUUUCCCUAUCACUACUGUAAAUGAAGUUUCAUUAUUUGAAAAAAAACUACAGGAUAAAACAUUUCGCUUCAAAAUAGUAAAGAAUCUUAGUAUGUUGGUCCGCAGUUCUUUGUCUGAAACAGUGCGCCAUAUUUUAUCAAGAAUGUUCGUUAAUAGUGUCUUAUCGCAAUAUUCAUUUGUUGGCCAAAAAAAGAAAUUGGCAUUUUCUUCCUUAAAUGCCUGUUCAGUUAUAUUUGAUGCAAUAAGAAACAUCAAGCAAUUUAAAGAUGUCCCAUCUUUAAAUAUAGAAAAACCACUCAAAGAUUAUUUAGCAGGAGCUAAGUUCAGGGAUUUAAAAAGAAAAAAUAAAGAAGAUAACAAUGCUAUUUUGAUUUAA